This is a messenger RNA of Schistocerca americana (American grasshopper), 3359 nucleotides long. Its product is annotated as putative inorganic phosphate cotransporter. Bases 18 to 1511 code for a protein of 497 amino acids. Gene Ontology annotation, molecular function: transmembrane transporter activity. The record is from RefSeq and is a predicted model, not a curated record. NCBI's taxonomy places the organism in Eukaryota, Metazoa, Arthropoda, Insecta, Orthoptera, Acrididae. Gene Ontology annotation, biological process: monoatomic anion transport; transmembrane transport. The transcript has 9 exons.
UCAUCAAAGCCGGCAACAUGACUUCAAGUAACACUGCUCGCAAGGAAUCCACACUUAUUCCUUUGCGAGCUGCUGUUGCAAUUCUUGGAUUUCUGGGGAUAGUUUUCCAGUAUGUAUUGAAAGUGACACUGUCUGUUGCUAUUGGUGGCAUGGUGAAACAGACUGCCCAGGAGGAUGCUACUGAUAACACAUGUGGUCCUGCAGGUGCAAACACCACAUCUGGUGUAUCUCAGCCAGGUGACUUUGAGUGGGAUGAAGAUAUGCAAGGAUACAUAUUAUCAUCGUACUACUAUGGAUAUGCACCAGUUAACAUCAUUGCUGGUUACACUGCCUCACGAUACAGUGCUCGUUGGGUCUACUGCACAGGACUUUUGAUGGCAGGCCUCUUCUCAGUGCUGGGCCCUUUGGCAGCUGAGGGAGGACCAGUUGUUUUCAUGCUGACACGUAUUAUUGUUGGAAUUUUUUCUGGCAUUAUUACACCAUCCAUGCAUGUAAUUUUUGGUAGAUGGUUUCCCGAAAAUGAACGUCAGAGGCUGAGUGGAUUUAUUUUUUCAGGAAACUAUUUGGGUACUGUUCUUUCAAUGGCCUUGUCUGGAACAAUGGUGAAGUCUUUGGGAUGGCCUUCAGUAUUCUACAUUUUUGGUGGCAUUACAAUUUCCCUGACUAUUCCUUGGCUCUACUUUGUGUACAGUGAACCUGAGAGUCAUCCAAGAAUCUCGCAGAAAGAACUUGACUAUAUACUAGAGAACACUGGUCACAGUAAAAAGACGAAUGAUGAAAAAAAGAAGUUGCCUGAUGAUGAGGAGUCAAAAAUUGGAAAUCCAUGGCCUAUGGUUUUGUCAAAUCCUCCAAUGUGGGCGCAUUGUUUUGUAAUGUUUGGGAUUGGAUGGGUGAACUACACAUUAUUAUCUGAAUUACCAACUUACAUGGAGAAAAUACUCCACUAUGAUCUGGAUCAAGCUGGUCUUGUGUCAGCAUUGCCCUACCUGUUCGGGUGGAUCAGCUGCAGUAUAUAUGGCUAUCUGACACGCAAAUGUACGCAGAAAGGUGUGCGCAUUAUUACAACAAUGAGGAUGUGGGAUGCAGUAGCCUGUAUUGGAACUCCACUGUUCCUCCUUGGUGUAACCCUUGCUAAUUGCAAUGUAACAGCAAUAAUAGCCCUAUUUGUCAUGACUAUGGUGGCUCGCUGUGCUAUAUAUGGUGGUUCCUAUAUGAAUCACCUUUAUCUAUUCCCGGAAUCGUAUGGAAGUGCAGCUGGUCUUGCACUAACGAGCACCAACAUUCCUGGAAUUAUUACUCCCAUUGUUACAAGUGCAUUUGUAUCUGGCAGGCAAACAAUACAGCAGUGGAAGUAUGUAUUUUAUACAUCAAUGGCAGUAUGUGCAAUUCCUUAUGUCACCUUCCUCGCAUUUGGAACUGCUGAUGAGCAGGAAUCAAAGUGGCUAGAACGCAAGGAGCAAAAGAGGAAACCGGCUCACAUAACAGAUGUACCUGUAACAAAUUCUGUGUAAAAAGAAAAAGUUCUAACUUCAGUCUUAUACAGUCAGGCUGAAGUAUCAUUGUUAUCAGUACAUGGAAAGAUCUCUGAUAUCAGAGUAAUAUUCAUCCUUGCCAGUUUUUUUAUGACUUGAAUAGUGAACUAUUUCUCAGAGCUAACAUAUCCCUUGUUUACAUGAAGGGUCAUAAAAUGAUUAGGAUGGAUCUAAAAAUCAUAUACACUAUGUGUUUAGAAGAUUUAAGUUUCAAAGACCAUUGCUGGUUGAUGCCUGUUUCUAAACUGUGUUGUUUGUACAUGCUACAAGGAACAGAAAUGACAUUGAGUAAUUGUGUUUCAGCACAACCACAAGUGCAUUGUAUAGGUCUCAAUAAUAUUAACCAAAGAGCAAAAAGAUCUGUAUGCCUGUUAUUAUUAGUUUUGGUUACAUUGCUAAAAAUGUGUUCUUUACUACUAUUCAACAUGAACAGAUGGGAAAAAAUGAAUAUUCACAUUGUGCCAGUUAAUACAAACAUGCAACAAAGUGAUAGUGACAGCAAUUUUGUACUUGCAAUGUUAGUAAUUAGGUACCUGCAAUGAUAUUUUGCAUACUGUGGUAAUAAGCAACUUCCUUGAAUGUAAUUUAAAUUAUCACUGGUUAACAAUAAUAAAGUUCCUCCUUUAGAACUCCGGCAUGACAGUACAGUUCUCUAAGCAUGCGAAAUGAGACUUCAAACAAUCUGUUAACAGACUCACAUUGUUAUACUUACUUACAUCAUAGCAGAAUUGUUGCUCUCAUGUAACAUAAAAUUGUAAAAAUCUACCCACUGACAUCUGAGUUUCUCAGAACACUUCAGUACUGAUAUAUAGAGAGGGUUCUUCUAGUCCUUCAGUUUCCUUUUGGGACACUUCUUCCAGAUUCUUUACUCUCCUACAUCUUAUUAUAUUUUAACUCAAUUCCAUAUUCUUAAUUUUCUCAUUCAUGAAACUUUACCUUCCCCUCAGAAUUUCCAAUAUUUUAAUUAUUGCCAAUAAUAUCUCUGAGUAUUCAUAACAGUUCAGAUAGUGUGUUAGCUAGAAGGGGUAAAAACUCAAGAAAAACCGUUUGUAAACAUAAAGAAAUGUAAAUGUGAUGCAACUACAUAGAAUGGGAUAGAAUGACUGUCCAGUUCUUACCCUCAGCAGCUGAAAUUGUAUGUACCGCUAAUCGCACAUGUAAGAGUAGAAGAACUAUCAGACCUUUUGGAGCUGUUAGUUCCUUCCCCAGAAAAGAAAGAGGGUAAGUCAGAAAAUGUUAUAAAGGAUGAUCAGUCACUAGGGCACCAGAGCCAGUUACAUAUUGUCUCUUUGUAAUUCUGUAGUUUUCUCACUUAAAAAUGAGAUUUCAAGUACAAAAAGGUGUAUGAAUAAUACCAUAAUUAUCAGUGUAUGAAAGCUUGAUCUGAAAGUUGCAAAUAUAAACAACAAAUAUUCUAAAUGAAGCAUUUAGAGUACAAGCUUCAGUCCCAGAGAAGUGGGUGGUAACAGGGCACACAAAAUAGAAAUAAUGCUAUAGACACGAGACUAAAUUUUUAAUUAAUACAAAAUAGCAACAAAAAGUUAUGAAUCUUCAAAAGAUGAAAAAUAAAUAACUGCAGAUAUCUAUAUUGUCUCUGCCUCUCCAAUUGUUUUGGAGUGGGUUAGUCUACUGAAACUUUGUUUUUCUUUGUUUCUCUGUUUGCCUUUGUUGUCACUACGUGCACACAAACUAUUUUGCCUCUGGUUAGACCAGAAUUUUGUCUACCUGUUAAAAUUAAUUGUGUUGUUACUUCUGCUAAUUUCUUAAGUAAAGAACUAUAUCUGAGAUUAAUGUGUCAAAUGUAUGUUAUUUAUUUAAAAUUUUGUA